Prosopis cineraria is the source of this 1795-nucleotide messenger RNA. RefSeq lists its product as uncharacterized. The record is from RefSeq and is a predicted model, not a curated record. Lineage: Eukaryota; Viridiplantae; Streptophyta; Magnoliopsida; Fabales; Fabaceae. The coding region runs from base 332 to 1162 and encodes 276 amino acids. The transcript is spliced from 2 exons.
GUAUUCUCUCUGAGAAGCCCGAAAAAUAAUAAAUUUCCAUUUCGUCUUUUCCUCUCUCUCUAAAGUGAAAAAUUCCUGCCUUUGUUUCUAAGUCUAUCUGCCCAAAGGCCAACAACAGCAUCUAAACCCAGUUUCUUCCUUACUUUCCAUCCACAAAUUCCUCAACAAAACCGUAAUCCGAAAACUUCACGCAUCCAAAUUCGGCUUCAAUUGCUCUGUCAGGGCCCAGAAACUUCAUUUUUAGCUCCUUUUUUCACCACCUUCUGCCGCCGCCGUGUCGCCGUCGCCGCCUUUCUUCUCCGUUUGAGGAUUCUUCUACCUUGAAGGGUCGAUGGCUGAACUUGAAAACAACGUUGGGUUCUCCUCGGGGAUGACGACGUUUUCGUUGUUCAAUCGUUCACGAACAAUGAACUCAAACUCACCCCCAACAGAAUCGUUUCAGAAACCCUAUCUUGAACCCACUCUUGAUCGUUCUGGUUCUGGAAACAAAUUUUACAAUUCCAUUGAAUCAGUGAAGUCUGCGGGAAAUUCUCUGAAAGGGAAAGUGAAGAAACUCUGUAGUUUCUUUGAAUCUAGGAAAGAUACAUCAAAAAGCUACGAUGAAGCUUCUCUUCCAUCACCUAGUAAGUUAAAGCCCACAAAAUCAAUUGAUUCUGAUUCUGGAGUUUCUUCAAGUUUCAGCAAUAGCUCUGGUAUUAGACUACCCGGAACUGAGGAUCGAAUUGUGAUAUACUUCACUAGUCUGCGUGGAAUUCGAAGGACUUAUGAGGAUUGCUAUUCUGUUCGAAUGAUCUUCAGGGGAUUCGGCGUGUGGGUGGAUGAGAGAGACAUAUCAAUGGAUUCAGCAUACAGGAAGGAGUUGCAGAGAGUGCUGGGACAGAAGAAUGUGACUCUCCCACAAGUGUUCAUUAGAGGGAAUCAUGUGGGAGGAUCUGAUGUCAUAAACAAUCUCUUUGAAGUUGGAGAAUUGGCCAAGAUCCUCGAAGGAUUCCCAAAGAGGAAACCCGGGUUAAUGUGUGAGAGCUGUGGAGAUGUGAGGUUUGUGCCUUGCAUGAAUUGCAGUGGAAGCAGGAAAAUCUUUGAUGAAGAUGAAGGGAUUCUCAAGAGAUGCAUGGAAUGCAAUGAGAAUGGACUGAUUCGCUGUCCAGAUUGCGGUUCUUGACCUCGCUUUCAGAACAUGACACUGAACACAAACAUGUAGACAAUUUAGUGUCGGAUUUGGAUCUUCUCUGAACAAUGCUAACUGCUCCUGUCUGAAUUCCAGUCUGUUUGCUCGAUCCGGAACUAGGAGAUGGGCUUGAUUCAACGGCUAACGAACGUAAUGUGCUGCACAAUUACUGGGUUAAAGAUGAAGCCAACAGGUGAAAUUUCAUACAGGAGAGGUCAGUGUGUGGUUUCUGAAAAAGUCAGUCCCAUUGGUGGUGUUCACGUGUCUGUUCUGUGAUAUAUCAGUUUAAGUGUUAGUUCAGUUCUUCAUAGGUUAGUAUGAAUUUUGGUUGCUGAGAGAUAAAUAAUCAGCAAAGGAGUUCAUUGUGGGUAAUGAACUUGUGAUUCAAAAUUCUCUUUGAAUUUGUGGUUGUGUUUUUGGAAUCUGUGUCACGAGCUGAUGGGAUUCAGCUCAAUGAAAAAAGCGAGUUUGGGUUUGAGUAUGUGUGUGAUUGUAAUUCACAGGGAGGAGAGGGUCUCUCUUUCGAAGCAGUGUAUAUAUUUAGAUUCCUAUGGGAAGGAUUUGUAGACUCUGGCCAUUGUCCAUUGUCCAUUCAGAAAUUUAUAAUGUGAAUGGGUUUCUAUUGUA